AUGGCAGUAAAACACAUAGUCCAACCUCUCAGCGGUCUACUACUACUAGAUGAAGAGACCGAUGAAUACGAGGCUUUUUUGUCUGCAGAGUUAAAGAAGUUUCUUGACUCCAGCGAUACUCGAAAUCAACUCAGUGAGCUCAUAUUGGAUGAUAAGUUUGCCCAAGUCAGCAUGGUAAACGAAGUGGGAAGAACCCAAGCUGCAACAAGCAGUAGGGACUCCCUAGUCCAGCCUCGGCCCUUGGCCACCACCGAGGGUCACCAUCUUCUCAGGGAGCACAGACCAGGGACAACACAGUCGGCAAUAGCGGCUAAUUAUGAGGCAAAGAGCAGUGGUGCCUGCCAGGGUGUGUCACUGUUGGGUAUUUCAAACGAAGACAAAACACGUUUUUCAGGUAAAGCAGAAACUGGCAAGGUUGUUACAGCUAUACAACUUGCCCCUAGACUAGCCCCUACUCCUUCCUACCAUCAGUGCCUGCCUAAAAAGAGAUAUCCAGCGACUCGCAAGAAGAAGACAGUAUUCACAGAUUAUCAAAUGGAGCUCCUAGAGAUGACAUUCUCAAGCACUCAAUAUCCAAGCUCUGUUCUUAGACAACAGCUCUCAUACAUCAGUGGAAUUUCUCCCCAAACUCUACUGACAUGGUUUCAAAACCGCCGUGUGAGAUAUCGACGGAAAAAGGACCCAAAGACAUCAAAGAGGCAUACAUCCAGUAUUACAUCAGAGAAGCCACACACUUCUGUCAGUAGUAUCCCAGCCUCUGAUGAUAGCAAAGGAAUUUGCAAAUUACCCACUUUCACUCAUGAUGAAUGUAGCAGUAGGCCCCCUACUCCUCAUUUGAAGCCAACAUGUUGGUCAACCCAUACAGCUGCCCAGAAUGUGGAUGUUGCCAAUCCUUCUCCUGAUCACAUGCUCAAUGAUAGACAGCUUCAGACAGCCAAUCUUCAACAGAAGUACAACCUUGUCUAUCCAACUUCUCAGCCUGAAUCCCAGUUAGAUUUGACAGCACAGCAUCAUCACAUCAAGCCCUGGUACUCAACACUCAGCUCACAGAGGAUGAACCAGUCCAACCAGACAGACAGACAACAUCAUCACAUGCUCUCAUCUGCAGAUUGGCCUAAACAAAACUGUACUGUAAGUUACCAGCAACAGAAUAUCCAGUUCUGUUUAACAAACCAUGGAAGCAACCCCCAUCCAACCAGCCAUUCCACACAAGAACCUACUUACUUUGAAGAUAAUCUGAACCCCCCUCAAGGAUAUCCCUAUCAGUACUUCCCCCUGAGGUACCCUGGAGCAUCUCAGACCAGCAUACACAACUGGGACAUGAUCAACCAGCACUCCAUGCCUUCCUAUCAUCCACAGCCAGUCAUCCCACUAUCUACAACUUGUCACACAGUAUCAGAGACCCAACUACUCCCCAUUGUUGGGAGAUCCCAUGGUAAUCAACCUAACUUAGUUGAUGCCACACAGCGUACCCUACCCUCACAGCGCUACCUCCAACCCCAGUACUUGCCUACUUACUCUAAACCCUGUCAACAGAUUUUCAACGAGUAUUCUUCUCCAGGAGAUGGUCCAUACCCGGAAGACUUUCAGGGCUGCCCAAGUAUGGAUCCAUUCAACAUAGAAAUGAUCCAAACACAAGGUAGUCAACCAGUUAAUGUCCAAACAACUCAAGACCUACUUGAAUCUCAAACGUCAUCUUCAACACAAGUUCUCAUCUCUGAUCCAAGACAAGGGUCUUCUGAUAUUGCAUCUCCAGCUUGUAUAUAGACCUUGAUGAGCACUCUGAUGUUGAGUACCAGUAGAUUGUACAGUGCAAAUACAAUCCAGAGGCUGUUCAAAGUGGGCUGUUUUGCUGUGUAUACACUCAACUCCAGCUUAGUCUGAAACUGGAAUCAUAUUUUAAGUUAAAGUUGCAAAUUUUUUACUCCCAUAAAUGGCCGACUGUGUUAGUUCGCGC
Messenger RNA from Asterias rubens (European starfish), 1957 nucleotides. RefSeq lists its product as uncharacterized. The transcript has 3 exons. The record is from RefSeq and is a predicted model, not a curated record. Gene Ontology annotation, biological process: regulation of transcription by RNA polymerase II. Gene Ontology annotation, molecular function: DNA-binding transcription factor activity, RNA polymerase II-specific; RNA polymerase II cis-regulatory region sequence-specific DNA binding. The coding region runs from base 1 to 1767 and encodes 588 amino acids. Lineage: Eukaryota; Metazoa; Echinodermata; Asteroidea; Forcipulatida; Asteriidae.